Hypanus sabinus (Atlantic stingray) is the source of this 1546-nucleotide messenger RNA. RefSeq names its product vascular cell adhesion protein 1-like. The transcript is spliced from 5 exons. The coding region runs from base 152 to 1024 and encodes 290 amino acids. The record is from RefSeq and is a predicted model, not a curated record. NCBI's taxonomy places the organism in Eukaryota, Metazoa, Chordata, Chondrichthyes, Myliobatiformes, Dasyatidae.
UUAUUUCACAGUGCAGUGGCUGAAUGAAACGGGAGUAUUGAAAACUCAAGAAGUCUACGAUCCCACUGGGGAAAUACAGAAUGUGACCGUCACCUAUGAACUAACCCCAGAAUUGCAGCAUUCCGGACAAAAGCUUACUUGCCGAGUCAAUAUGCGCACUGAUAAGGAGCUUCAAGUCGAGGGAACGCUAACUCUGGACAUUCACUAUCCUCCCAGAAUGAUAAACAUUUCCGCAGAGCCCUCUCUCACCGUGAGGGAAGGUCAGGAUGCCUCGCUGACCUGUACUGCCGACGGCAAUUCUCCUGUCACCAUCGUGUGGAGCAAGUUAUCAGCCGACGGCUGGUCAGUGAUAGCCGAGAACCAACGUACAUAUCAGCUUUCACCGACCCGCAUCGAGCAUUCAGGAACCUACCGCUGUGAAGCCAAAAAUCAGCUGGGAAAAAGUACCACGGAGGUGGAAUUUCGCGUUCAGGGCAGCGCCAGAGACAUCAGACUCUCUGUCACACCUUCUGAAGUGAAGGAGGGAGACUAUGUCACAAACAACAGCACAACCCACUCAAACCCUGAGGGCAGCAAUGAUCUGGGAACGAAGUCUAUUGACACAAAACUCACUGUCCAAGAUCCUCCUAAAAGGACAAACAUUUCCGCAGAGCCCUCUCUCACCGUGAGGGAAGGUCAGGGUGCCUCACUAACCUGUACUGCCGACAGCAGUUCUCCUGUCACCAUCGUGUGGAGCAAGUUAUCAGCCGACGGCUGGUCAGUGAUAGCCGAGAACCAACGUACAUAUCAGCUUUCACCGACCCGCAUCGAGAAUUCGGGAACCUACCGCUGUGAAGCCAUAAAUGAGCUGGGGGAAAUAGUUACGGAGGUGGAAUUUCGCGUUGAGGGUUAUGACUCCCAAAAGACCUAUGGCUGCGGAGAGGGCUGUUUAUGUGGUACCAUCCUGCUCAUUAAGAUUCCUCAGUGGACAGCCAGAGUGGGCUGGUUUGAUGGGCUAAGUCAUUCAAACCUGAUUGACACCUGAGACCCCGUGAGUGGGGAUAAAAGUGAGGUCUGGGGUGACACCCCUCAGACGCACCAGGAGACACACUAGUGAGCAUCAGAAACCCACGAGAAAGUGUGGGACAUCGGGGAACAAACAAAGGAUCGGUCAAUUUUAACUCACAGUGUUUAUAGCCAGGCCGGUGGGGGCUUGUGUGUGUGUCCACCCUUGCCUGGGUGACGAGUCCACCAUGGAAGAACAGUCUAGCUAAAGGACAGAGGGGUCAUGCUCGAAUGGCCACAAUAAACAUCAACGGAUCAAGAUCGUAAAGGAAGGUUUGCAAGACAAUAGCUGUCACUGUUUGAUCGUCCUCUCUCUCGUUCGCUCUCUCUCUCCAACAAUUACAACACAUCGACCAACAACUACCUCAGCCUGUAUGAACUGAACUGAACUUUAUAUUUCCAUGUGACAAUUCAUUAUCCCCUAGACAACGAUAGAGCUUGUUUAUUAUUUAUUAUUAUUCCCACACUUUUAGGUUUAGUAUUGCUAACGUGUAUUAUCUGU